GUCACCAUGAAGUUCAACCCCUUCGUGACCUCGGACCGCAGCAAAAACUGCAAACGUCACUUCAAUGCCCCCUCCCACGUGCGCAGCAAGAUCAUGUCGUCUCCACUCUCCAAGGAGCUGCGACAGAAGUACAACGUUCACUCCAUGCCCAUCCGCAAGGACGACGAGGUCCAGGUGGUUCGAGGACACUACAGAGGUCAGCAAAUUGGCAAGGUAGUCCAGGUGUACAGAAAGGAAUAUGUCAUCUACAUCGAGCGGGUGCAGCGUGAGGCUAAUGGCACAACUGUCCACGUGGGCAUUCACCCAAGCAAGGUGGUUAUCACCAGGCUAAAACUGGACAAAUAUCAGAAAAAAAUUCUUGAACGCAAAGCCAAAUCUCGACAAGUUGGAAAAGAGAAAGGCAAAUAUAAGGAAGAACUUAUUGAGAAAAUGCAGGAAUGAAUAUAACCUUUUGUGCAACCACGGUUUAUCUGUAGAUUCUUUUGCCUGGUGUGUAUUCCUUUGAAACUUUUCAAGGUGUCUCUGGAACGUUUCAUUUCCUUCCUGUUUCGUUAUUGAUAU
Molecule: messenger RNA, 561 nt
Organism: Eubalaena glacialis (North Atlantic right whale)
Lineage: Eukaryota; Metazoa; Chordata; Mammalia; Artiodactyla; Balaenidae
Product: ribosomal protein uL24-like
Exons: 1
Coding region: 7-441 (144 amino acids)
Biological process (GO): cytoplasmic translation; ribosomal large subunit biogenesis
Cellular component (GO): ribosome; cytosolic large ribosomal subunit
Molecular function (GO): RNA binding; structural constituent of ribosome
Source: RefSeq, a predicted model, not a curated record